GGUAUGGCAAAGAAGAGAAGUUUCCCCUCCACAGAACGAAGAUCCACUGCCUAUGGAAUUCCAGCAACCAGAACAUGAUUACUGUUCAUCUCCCGUUCCGGCGGCAGUCGAUCUUUCUUUAGAUCGAACUGAAGAACUCCAAAAGGAGGUGGAGCGCUUGAAGAAGCAAGUGGAAGAGCUGUCUGUCCAUCACAGUUUUUGCUUGGGGCGUUUUGCUGCAUCUGACGAUGACAUACGGUUCUUUACUAGGUUUAUGACCUACAGUCAUCUCAUGGCGUUCUGGAGACUCAUUGAGCCUGCAACCAACAGAAUGGUUCGUGUGACAAGGGCAAAAGGAGCUACAAAAAGCGGUGAAGUUGGAGCAACAGGCAAUGCAUCUGGUCACUCCCUACCGCCCAUAGAUGAGUUUUUUCUCUUUAUGGUGCAUCUGUCCCUUGGUCUAACACAGAGGGAUCUGGCUCAAAGAUUUAAUAUUCACCAGUCCACCGUGAGUCGUAUUAUUACAACCUGGGCCAAUUUUCUUUAUUCCCUCCUUGGAUCAGUGCGCAUCUGGAUGUCUGAGGAGAUGGUCAAGGCUCACAUGCCAAAGGAGUUCCAGGAUUACCCAGAUACGCAAGUAAUCAUUGACUGCACAGAGCUCCGGUGUCAAACACCAUCCUCCCUGUUGCUUCAGAGUGAAGUCUUCUCCUCUUAUAAAUCCCACUGCACCUUCAAGGGGUUAAUUGGCAUGGCACCACACGGUGCAGUUACUUUUAUUUCAUCCCUGUAUGCAGGAUCUGUCAGCGACAAGGAGCUUUUGAAGCAGUCUGGAAUUGUGCCUCUACUGAAACCUAAUAUGGCUAUUAUGGUCGAUAAAGGUUUUCUGGUGGAUGACUGUGUGCCAUGCAAAGUCUACAGACCUGCUUUCCUGUCAAAAAGGGAACAGAUGUCGGCUGAUGAGGUAAGGAAGACGCAGUCCAUUGCUCGUCUGAGGGUCCACGUCGAGCGUCUCAUCCGCAGGGUGAAGCAACACAAACUAUUUGAUACUGUCAUCCCGCUUUCAAUCACAGGAAGCAUAAACCAGCUGUACACUGUUGCUUGCCUUCUUGUCAAUUACCAGAAUGGGCCCUUGGUAAAAGCAUGGGCAACGGAUUAA
This is a messenger RNA of Paramisgurnus dabryanus, 1135 nucleotides long. RefSeq lists its product as uncharacterized. The record is from RefSeq and is a predicted model, not a curated record. Lineage: Eukaryota; Metazoa; Chordata; Actinopteri; Cypriniformes; Cobitidae.